AUGCAGUUUCAAUUCAUAGGCCGUGUUGGCAAACAAGUGGCGAAGGACCUUUUGAAUUGGCGUGGUUUUGCGGUGCACGCUGCCUCCAUUGAAACGUCUGGAUCAAGAGGUCUCUCUAAUGCUUCGACACCAAUCGAACUGGUUGCUGUAGACAUGGAAGAAAACAGUCUCAAAGAAGGAGAUGUUUAUACAAUCAACUGCAAGAUGAUAGGAUCAAACAAAGCCGAAUUAAAUCAAUUGCACUUCACAUCCGCCGCGCGCAUGCAUCUCGGUGACGGCGAUGAUUUUCUGCAGAGGUCCAACGAUACCUUUGUAAAUAAGGUUGCUGUGACGGCUUACGGUACCAUUGUGUCAAAAUUUCAAACCGAUGAAGAUUGGGGUAUGGGUGUAUAUCCUUUGAUUGUGACUUUGAAAUCAGCUGAUAUGGAUCCGGUGAGCCAAAUCGUCGUUGAGUGGCUUAGCAAGCAUCAUGUGCUACCACGCCCAAACGGAAAGAAUCCAAAUGAAAUAUUCAAUGUUGGUCAGAAGGUGCAGAUUUCGGGAAUGGUGAUGGGUUAUGACAACACUGACUUCAUGUGGCACUCGGAGGUCUCUUCCAUCGCUAUCUGCAAGGGUCAAAUUCCUGGAGCCCGAGUCAUGAUGGAGAGAGAGUUCCAACGUAACCCACGGAAUGCUCUCAAUGCGCACAGGUACCAGGGAUUUGUACGCCGUUACAAUGCUAAGCACGGGGAUCCACAAAGAAUCCGCUUGAUGAACAAAGGUGGAGUGGGAGCCUGGCGAGGCCGACAGAUCGUUGAGCGCAAGCAAUAA
Molecule: messenger RNA, 810 nt
Organism: Melampsora larici-populina 98AG31
Lineage: Eukaryota; Fungi; Basidiomycota; Pucciniomycetes; Pucciniales; Melampsoraceae
Exons: 5
Coding region: 1-810 (269 amino acids)
Source: RefSeq, a predicted model, not a curated record